AAACCUCCUUUCGCAACAGCGCCCAAAGAGAAACCCUACCUCUCUCUCUCUCUCUCUCUCUCGUUUUAAGCAUAGCCACGCAGUCGCUUCUGCAGAAUUUAGUUCUUUGCCUUAUUAGCAAAGAUGGUGAGAGUCAGCGUCUUGAAUGAUGCUCUCAAGUGCAUGUACAAUGCAGAGAAGCGAGGAAAGCGUCAGGUUAUGAUCCGACCAUCCUCAAAAGUCAUCAUCAAGUUUCUUCUGGUGAUGCAGAAGCAUGGGUACAUUGGAGUGUUUGAGUAUGUCGAUGAUCACAGGUCUGGGAAAAUUGUGGUUGAACUGAAUGGGAGGCUGAACAAAUGUGGGGUCAUCAGUCCUCGUUUUGAUGUGGGUGUCAAAGAGAUUGAGGGAUGGACUGCAAGAUUGCUACCUUCAAGACAGUUUGGAUACAUUGUGCUGACAACUUCUGCUGGCAUCAUGGACCACGAAGAGGCUAGGAGAAAGAGUGUUGGUGGGAAGGUGCUUGGUUUCUUUUACUAGGCUGGCGCUGUUUGGAGAUUGAGCCUGAAUUUUUUGAGUUUGAUUUUUUCAGUUUAUGCGAACUUUGUUGUUUGAACUUCUUUACAACUGCAAUAGUUAUUUUCUGUGUUUGAUUAUCCAAACUGCUUGGUUGAUAUUUCUCAAGGCUUUAUAUUCCCAAUUGAAUGCAAUUUUAGGCUUUGAUUAGUAUCAUUUCGUCGAUACAGUCUUUAAAUUGUUCUAU
This is a messenger RNA of Ilex paraguariensis (yerba mate), 739 nucleotides long. The record is from the annotation of a GenBank genome assembly. Lineage: Eukaryota; Viridiplantae; Streptophyta; Magnoliopsida; Aquifoliales; Aquifoliaceae.